Megalops cyprinoides (Indo-Pacific tarpon) is the source of this 4034-nucleotide messenger RNA. RefSeq names its product roundabout, axon guidance receptor, homolog 4 (Drosophila) (gene robo4). Gene Ontology annotation, biological process: axon guidance; homophilic cell-cell adhesion; dendrite self-avoidance. Lineage: Eukaryota; Metazoa; Chordata; Actinopteri; Elopiformes; Megalopidae. The coding region runs from base 347 to 3604 and encodes 1085 amino acids. The record is from RefSeq and is a predicted model, not a curated record. Gene Ontology annotation, cellular component: plasma membrane; axon. Gene Ontology annotation, molecular function: cell-cell adhesion mediator activity. The transcript has 19 exons.
AUAAUUCACACGCUAGAGUCGAAGAGGAGUGCUCAAAAAUCCGGAUGUAGCUCUCUUUAAAAAAAUCAGAAUAAUCUGUUAAUUAAUGAAUGGGGCCUGUAGUCAUUAGGCAGUGCGAAACGUUACAAUUAAAGCUGUAAAGACAGAAAAAUCCAGUAAGAUGAGGAAUUUAGUUUGGGACCUCGCCAGCUUGUUCUGAUAACCAGCUACAUACGUCAAACUUGUAGUCAACUUGAGAGGCGAGCGACACCAGUCGCGGAGAGCAGCCUGGCAACAGAUGGGUGUGCGACGCGUCAAGUAAAUCAAUCCUUUAACAAGAUUUAAUUGCUUUAAUUGCAAAUAAAUUAUGGCAAGGCAACUGGUCUCGAGGCUGUGCGUAUUGUUUGGAGUUCUGCUCAGUAUUGAAGGUUCCAGGCAGCGUCCAGAUGAGGUCCCACCGCGGAUUGUCCACCACCCCUCUGAUGUGGUGGUGAGGGUGGGCAGCCCCGCCACCCUGUCCUGCCGGGCCGAGGGCACGCCGGAACCCACCAUCGAGUGGCUGCGCAACGGGCUGCCCCUGGAGAUGGACAAGCUUGAGAGCCAAUCGCGGCCCAUAGUCCUGUCGGAGGGCAGCCUCUUCUUCCUCAGUGUGGUCCCUGGGAGGAGGGGCCAGUCGCACGAGGGUGUGUACACAUGCGUGGCCCAGAACAGCGCCGGCAAGGCUAUGAGCCGCAACGCUACGCUCCACAUCGCAGCUCUGCGAGAUGAGUUUCGAGUGCAGCCGAGUGAUGUGGAGGUGGCUGUGGGUGAGGUGGCAGUCAUGAAUUGCACCCCACCCACUGGCCAUCCGGAGCCCAAUGUCACCUGGAAGAAGGACGGGGUGCCCAUCAACUGCACAGAUGAGCACUACACUGUUUUCAAUGGGAAGUUGGUAAUUGCUCCCACCCAGAAGAAUGACUCUGGAGUGUAUGUCUGUGUGGCAUCGAACACUGUGGGGGUGCGCGAGAGCAGAGCAGCCAGAUUGUCUGUUUUAGCGAGGCCGGUGUUCACACGGAAGCCCCUAAACGUGACUGCGAGGAUUGGGGACUCUGUGCGAUUCUUGUGUGAGGCGCAGGGGGACCCCAUGCCUUUGGUGCAGUGGACGCGGGAACAGGGCUCGUUGCCACAUGGAAGGUAUGAGGUGAAUCCGGGCCACAGUCUUGAGAUCCACUAUGUGACAGCCCAGGAUACAGGGAGGUACACGUGCACUGCGGUCAAUGAGGUGGGCGUGUCCUCUGCCAGUGCCAGUCUGGUGGUGCAGGAUGCCUUGAAUGUCGGACAGAAGGAGCUGCACACAGAGCUGUCUGCGAUGCGCGUGGCUCUGGAGAACGUGACCAUCCUGUCUCCCUCCUCAAACAGACUACAGCUGCAGUGGAGGCUGCAGUCCUCGCCCCUCCAGCCACAUCACCUGGAUGGUUUUGAGGUCCUCUACCGCUCUCUUCUCCCUGCCAGCUCUGAUUGGGCAGCUCAGAGAGUGACCCUGCCCCAUUACCAAGCUGUGAUUGGCCCUCUUAAGAGAGGGUACAAGUACGAGCUCAAAGUGCGGCCCUACGGCGGUAACUUGUAUGGGCGGGAGAGCAACACCAAACACCUGCGAGUUCCAGAGCUAGUCCCCAGUGCCCCUCCUCAGGGCAUUGCUGUGACAAUGGCUGCGGACCGGAAUGACACGAUCCACGUCAGCUGGGACCCUCCUCCCCAUGAGGCCCACAACGGAAUCAUUCAGAGUUACCAGGUGUGGUGUUUACAGUCAGGGGACCAGCGGUCACCCAACUGGACCAUAGGCAGUGGCACCCAUAGCCUGGAGAUUGGUUCUCUGGAGCCGGGAAAGCAGUACUGGGUUACAGUGGCAGCGGUCAAUGGAGCAGGCAUUGGUGUGAAGAGUGACCCUCACAAACUCAUUUUAGAGCCCCUGCAGGCUGUGUCCCCUCACCAGAGGAACUCUGGAAUCCCGGCACAGGUCCUGGCUGUAGUGCGGGACCCUGUGUUCAUUGGGAGUGUGGGCGCCCUCUUGUGGUGUGUUCUGAUGGUCACUGCAGUUUGCCUGUACCGCCGCCAUACCAGGCCCAGCCACCUAAGACACAGCCACCGCAAAGGUGCAGGAUUGUACAGACUGGCCAGCGAAGACCUGAUUAUAAAACACAGGAUGGCUGCCCCCGAUUCUCCCUGGAUGUCUGGUGCCUGGAGGUCUGCCCCCUUCAACGAGCCAUACCACAGCCUCUGGGCCCAGAGCCAGGAGAACCCCGGCUUCAGGAAGACCACGCUUCCAGCUGCAGCAAAGAAGGACCCGAGCCCGCUGGAAACAGCUGUCCCCAUAGUGCCCGACAGCUGUGGGGUGUACGGCACGUUCUACGUCGACCUCACAGGAAACGGCCUGAAGACCUUCAACAGCCCAGCCCGACGCCCCAAAGCGCCCCACACCAGCAGCCCGCGGAUGUCCGAGACCGUGCGCUUCUCCCAGCCCAUCUUCAAGACCGCCAUCGUCAGGGAGGGGCAGGUGCUGCCGUGGAAACGGGCUCUCCCUGCCCAGCCCAACAUGGGCGUGAUCAAGGAGUCUUGGGAAAAAAAUUACAAGCGCGAGCUCCACGCUGUUAACAGCGCCCCCUUAGUUCCCACACGGCAGCAGUCGCUGGCAGUUCAGAGUGUGCCUAGCUCUCACGCCCCGAGGUUUGGCCAGCGGCCCCCAGGUGGGCUUUCAGAAUGCGCCAAGCCGCUCGGCUCGCCCAGGGUCCUGCACUACUCUGCCUCACUACACUUGAUUGACGUGCUGCCAACCCCGCCCCCUCUCCCACUGGACGACACCCACAGCUUGAGUUCGGAGGAGGAGUCCAGCAGGUCCACCAAGCUGACUGUGGAUGGGGGCUCCCUGCGGUCCAUGGGCACUGUGUCCGGCCUCCAUGGCCCGCCCACCACAGCCGGCUGCCCCUCCUACAGCCGUCUCUCCACCGCCUCCUUCUGCAUGUCUGUGGACGAUGAGCAAGACACUGCCCUGUCCGCCCAGGAGGUGGCGCAGUACCUGGAGCUCAGCCCCAAGGUGGACAGGCGCAGUGUCCUCCCUGAUAGCCCUGCCUCGAUACCCCGCCCCUUCUCGCCGACACCCACAUUUGGCUACAUCUGCGGGCCCCUGCCGUCGGACCUGGACACAGAAGACGUGAGCGAGGAGCCGGACGCGGGGCGGUCACAGCAGCUGUGCUCCAGGCGGAGCCGGCUGAGGAGCACACCCUCGUCCUGCGGCAGCGAAUGGGAGGGCUCCCUCUGGAAUGGGUGGGGCUCCGUCUCCGAGGGCAACAUGCCCAGCGCCCGCGCCAGUCUCAUCAGCUCCUCUGACGGGUCCUUCAUGAACGACGCCAACUUUGCUCGUGUCCUAGCAGUGGCUGCCGAGUCAAUGGGCGGAGCCGCUUUCUCAGACUUCUCCCCUCCCGCUUCGCCCCUGAGUGCGCUGUUCCCCCCGCGGGAGUGUUUUGGAGAGCUCGACCCCCUGCCGGUGUGGGAUUGGAGCACGGCCUGGGUUGAGGAGAUCGAGGCGCAGUACCGUUCCUCCAGAGGGGCUCGUGGAGUGCCGGGGCGAGACAAAGCCAGAGAGACCUGAACCCGUGGCUCAGACAAUAGGAGAAGGGCGGAGCUCAGGGGAGGACAGUUUUUCAAAGAGAAGCACUCCAGUGAUGAGAACCCAGAGCCGCUCUCUCAACAUGUGCCUGCCUCAUGCUUACACUGUUGCUAAACUGCAUAUCCCAGAAUACCUCAGGGCUGCCUCUUCCAUUUACUCUUUCCAGCUGACCUGAGUUUUUAUAAUAUGGGGUGAUUGGGGGGCUUAUCAAGUGUAGUAAGAUUUAAGAACACAAGAAAAGAACAUAAUGGAUUAUGAAAGAGUAUUUGGAGAGAGCUUCUUUUUAUUAGAAUCACUGUUCACUCACUGCUUUAUUUGAUUAAUAAUCAGGCAUUCUUAGAUCUUUUUUUUUCCUGGGGAGGUAAACAGAAAUCAUAAGAGCAAGACAGAGAACAUCCUGUUUUCAUUCCCU